AUUGAUGUCUCAAACCUUUGAUCACUUUCCAACUAUCUUAUCCAUCUAAUCGAUGUAGGAUGCUGUGCCCCGCAGGUGUCCGCGUACACCUGCCAAAAAGGGACAGGUGCUGGCCUUCGACAUUACCGAAUAACUAACAACCGCAGGCUAUAAGACGUAUAUGCCACCUCUGAAUUUUCUCCUUGACAUCUGUUUUGAACAGACCUUCUCGCAAGCUCUCUUCUACUCCUUUUGGUUGAAUUGUUGAACUCUUUGUAAGUAUUCAAAAUGCCGCUGUCACCAGAAAUCCGGAAGUCUAUCGAGGAUGCUGUUGAGAAGAAUUUCAAAGACGAAAUUGCGUUUGUCCAAAAGAUGGUUCAGUAUGGCGGGCAAAGAGGGGAAGAGCAUCAAGCUCUCGAUGAGCUGUAUCGCCAGUAUAUUUCCCGCGGAUACCACACCGUCAAACUUGAGAUGGACCACAAAGUUCUGUCUCAACACUCCAGUGCUGGUCGCAUCAGCGAUACACAUUCCCAAGCACCGGUUGUAGUCGGCGUACAUAGCCCAAGGUCCAUAACGCCUGGAGGAAAGAGCUUGAUUCUGAAUGGUCACAUCGACAUUGUGCCCAAUGGGCCUAGAGAAUUAUGGACGCAUGAUCCCUACUCUGGGAUUAUCGAAGGAGACUGGUUGUACGGUCGAGGAAGUUGCGACAUGCGUGCUGGUGCGGUCGCUAACCUGUAUGCUCUGGACGCUUUGCGCGCCAUCGGCAAACAACCAGCGUCCAAGGUUAUCAUCGAAUCUGUACCCGAAGAAGAAUCUACUGGUAACGGUACGAUGGCUACACAUCUUGCUGGGUAUUCUGCGGAUGCAGUGCUCAUUCCCGAGCCCACGAACGAAGAGCUUGUGCGUGCAAAUGUUGGCGUCAUUUGGUUCAAGGUCGCAGUUGCAGGUCGACCGGUACACGUACUGAAAGCUAAAGAAGGUUCCAACGCUAUCGAAUCAAUAUGGAAGAUCGUGGGCGGGCUGAAGGAGCUGGAGAAAGAGAUGAAUGACCAGAAGAAAGGAAGGCUGUACUUCGAACACAUGGCAUCACCUAUCAACCUGAACGUUGCCAUGAUACAAGGCGGAGAUUGGUCCAGCUCAGUUCCAGCCUGGUGUACCAUCGAUUGCCGUGUAGCGCUUUUCCCAGGGGUUGCUGCGCAGGACGUUGCAGAUAAGAUCGAAAAGAAGAUUGCCGAGAUAUCAGGAACAGAUCCGUUCCUGCGCGACUCACCUGCGAAGGUUUCGUGGAACGGAUUCUUCGCGGAAGGCUAUGUGUUAGAGCCCGGCAGCGAAGCAGAGGAGACGCUCAAAACAGUACAUCAGCAAGUGACGGGAGCAGAGCUGGCAAGUAUGACGAUGCCUGCUUAUCUCGACACCCGAAUAUUUGCUCUGGAGCAGAAGAUCCCUGCAUUGUGCUAUGGGCCAAUUGGCGAAGCGCUGCAUGGAUUUGAUGAGAGGGUCAGCAUUAGCAGCAUAAAACGAGUCACGACUACGAUCGCACUAUUUAUCGCAGAAUGGUGUGGAUUGGAAGACACGCUGGGCUAAGCUUCCAUCUACCUAGGUAGUGAGUCCAUGA
Messenger RNA from Boeremia exigua, 1594 nucleotides. Its product is annotated as acetylornithine deacetylase. Lineage: Eukaryota; Fungi; Ascomycota; Dothideomycetes; Pleosporales; Didymellaceae. The record is from RefSeq and is a predicted model, not a curated record. Gene Ontology annotation, molecular function: hydrolase activity. Bases 268 to 1563 code for a protein of 431 amino acids. The transcript has a single exon.